AUGCAGUACUAUUCACUUUGGACGACAAUUUAUUUUUUAUUAAUUAUUCUUUUCAUCAGUUAUUUUCAACGAAUUCAUUCAUUGCGUUGUAAAUGCAAUGCUAAUCGUGGACCAUCACGAUGUAUUGGUGAUUAUUGUGAUAUACAUAAUCGUGAUGAAAAACGUGCAGCAUGCGGUGCAUUACGACGUGCAAAGCAAACUAUUUUUGCAUGCGUAUUAAUUCGUCGAACAUCAAAUGAUACAUAUUGUCAUGUAAUUGGUAGUACAACAGCAUGUUGGUGUCGAGAAAUGGAUUUUUGUAAUGCUGAUUUAGAAGCCGAAUUAUUUGAUAUUGAUGAAUCAAAUGAUAAUUCUGAUGAAUUAUCAUCAUCUUCAUCAUCAUCAUCAUCGUCAUCAUCAUUAUCAGCAUCAUCAUCCAAUUUUAUUGCUAAUUCACAAAACGAAAAAUUCAUCAUUGAACCUAACAAAUUGAAAUCAACUAAAUUACAAUCAGUAACAACAAUAGAUCCGAUACAAUCAUUUAACACUGCUGCUAAAACUAUCAUCCAAUCGAACAACAAACAAUCAAUGAAGACGAAAAUUAAUUCAGCAAUUGAAAUUGAUAUCGUUGAAAAGAUAAAACUUACACCGCAAAAAGAAAAUCCACCAACGGCAGUUGCAGAAAUAAUUCCUGACAGCUACGAUUAUGAAUUAGAUGAAGAGUGA
Molecule: messenger RNA, 705 nt
Organism: Cercopithifilaria johnstoni
Lineage: Eukaryota; Metazoa; Nematoda; Chromadorea; Rhabditida; Onchocercidae
Source: the annotation of a GenBank genome assembly